AUGCGUCUUCUUGACACGGUAGCCGUAGCAUUUGGCUUACUCUGUGCUACCACUGCCUCUCUUCAUCCUCAUCGCUCCUACGAGACUCACGAUUUCUUUGCGCUCCACCUCGAUGACUCCGUCUCUCUACCGGAUAUUGCCCAGCGAUUGGGCGCUCGCUACGAAGGUCAAAUAGGCGAACUGACCGGUCACCACACAUUUUCCGUGCCUCGCGAAGGGAAUGAGAACGUUGAGAUCUUACUAGAACGUGCGCGUGUCCGAAGGAAACUAAGGCGGCGCUCCGACGGUGGCGAUCUCUCGUUGGAUAGAGAUGGGGAACUGGACGGCAUACUAUGGUCCCAGAAACUGGUUCCAAAGAAACGGUUGCACAAGAGGUUACCCCCGCCGGAGAACCUUCCACGGGUUUCUGCUAGAGCUAAGGAGAAUGCAUUGGCUGUUGAAAUUCAGAGGGAUAUCGCCUCGGUACUCAAGAUCACCGAUCCGAUUUUCAAUGGACAAUGGCAUCUUUUCAAUACUGUGCAAGUGGGACAUGACAUGAAUGUGACGGGUGUCUGGCUGGAGGGUAUCACGGGGCGUAACGUCACCACGGCGGUGGUUGACGAUGGGCUAGAUAUGGAUAGCGGUGACCUUGAGCCGAAUUACUUUGCUAAGGGCUCUUACGAUUUCAACGAGAUGCGACCGGAACCGAAGCCCCUUCUAGAUGACGACAAUCAUGGCACCCGGUGCGCCGGCGAGAUUGCGGCCGCUAGGAAUGACGUUUGCGGUGUGGGUAUGGCAUAUGACAGUAAAGUUGCGGGCAUCCGGAUCCUGUCCAAAAUCAUUGAUGAUAAAGACGAGGCAGAAGCGAUUAACUUUGGUUAUCAAGACAACGAUAUCUACUCGUGCUCCUGGGGCCCUCCUGAUGAUGGUGCUACAAUGGAAGCGCCUGGGAUACUAAUUAGAAAGGCCAUGGUUAAUGGCGUUCAACGGGGCCGAGGCGGGAAAGGCUCUAUAUUCGUCUUCGCCGCGGGUAAUGGUGCCGUCUACGGCGACAAUUGCAACUUCGACGGCUAUACCAAUAGUAUAUAUAGUAUUACUGUCGGUGCAAUUGAUCGGGAGGGGAACCACCCGAGUUACUCGGAGUCCUGCUCCGCCCAGUUGGUGGUGGCUUACAGCAGUGGACUUACCGAUGCAAUUCAUACUACCGACGUUGGUGCCAACAAAUGCUAUUCAUCUCACGGCGGAACCUCAGCCGCGGGCCCGUUGGCUGCGGGCGCUAUUGCCCUUGCUCUUAGUGUGCGGCCAGAUCUGACGUGGCGCGAUGCACAGUACCUGAUGGUAGAAACAGCGGUCCCUGUUAACGAGAACGAUGGGAGCUGGCAGGUCACCAAGAGCGGGAAAAAGUUCAGCCACGAUUGGGGGUUUGGGAAAGUAGAUACCUAUUCGCUGGUCCAGAAAUCGAAGACUUGGGAACUCGUGAAGCCUCAGGCGUGGUUUCAUUCGCCAUGGCUCCGGGUGGAGCAUGAAAUCCCACAGGGCAACAAGGGUCUCGUCAGUUCGUACGAAGUGACCAAGGAUACUAUGAAGAAGGCGAACAUGCAAAGGCUUGAACAUGUAACUGUGACCAUGAAUGUCAACCACACACGCCGUGGAGAUCUUAGUGUGGAACUGCGCAGCCCGGAUGGCAUCGUCAGUCAUUUAAGUACCACGAGAAGGUCGGAUAAUGCAAACGUGGGCUACGUCGAUUGGACAUUUAUGACCGUGGCGCACUGGGGAGAAUCUGGAAUCGGGAAGUGGACUGUCAUAGUUAAGGACACGGUUGUCAAUGGGGAGGUCGGCAAAUUCGUUGACUGGCGACUUAAUCUAUGGGGGGAGGCCAUCAACGGCGCUAAGCAGCCACUCCAUCCUCUCCCUAGCGAACACGACGACGAUCACAGCAUCGAAGAUGCGACCGUGGCAACUACCAGCGUUGACCUGGGCCCAACCAAGACAGAUGCACCGAAUACAGUCACCGAUGGCGUGGAUCGCCCUGUGAACGCAAAACCCAGCGCAACUCCUACAGAAGAAGCUCCCACUCCGGUAGCGACUCCUACUACAACAAGCGCCACUGAGGCACCAUCUCCGACAACUACUUCGGACAGCUUCCUCCCCUCCUUUUUCCCCACAUUCGGUGCGUCGAAACUGACUCAGGUAUGGAUCUACGCAGCGAUAGGGUCGAUUAUCGUCUUCUGCAUAGCACUGGGUGUCUACUUCCAUGUUCAACGGCAAAAACGCUUGCGGAACGACCCGAUGGAUGACUACGACUUUGAGAUGAUCGAGGGUGAUGACGAACUACAUGCAGCGACUGGACAGACCUCUCGCACCCAACGUCGGGGCGGAGAACUCUAUAACGCCUUCGCAGGGGAAAGCGACGAGGAGUCUCUAUUUAGUGAUGAAGAGGACGGACCUUAUAGAGAUCAGUCUGGCAGUGAGGAUCAGACUGGACAGAGCAGUUCCCACUGA
Molecule: messenger RNA, 2481 nt
Organism: Aspergillus tanneri
Lineage: Eukaryota; Fungi; Ascomycota; Eurotiomycetes; Eurotiales; Aspergillaceae
Gene: kexB
Product: kexin kexB
Exons: 2
Coding region: 1-2481 (826 amino acids)
Biological process (GO): protein processing
Cellular component (GO): Golgi membrane; trans-Golgi network
Molecular function (GO): serine-type endopeptidase activity
Source: RefSeq, a predicted model, not a curated record